GCCGGCCCGGCCGCAUUUGGCGCCAUGGCCGCCAUGGACCCGGAGCGGCUGCGGCGCCGCCUCAGCUCCGCGUUCCGGCUGCGGGGGCUCUUCCUGCGCCCGGAUGCCCUGAAGUAUCUCACUGAAGCUUUCCAGUCCACCAGUGAGGGAGAACUUGACGAUAUAAUUGAAAAUGUCAUUGAUGCAGUUGAAAAACAGACUUUGUCAUCCAAUAUGAUUGAGCAGCCCCUGGUGGAAGCAGCUGUCCAGGAAUGCAGCCGGGCCCCGGAUGAGGAGAUAGAAAAUGUUUUCAACAUUAUUGGAGCCUUUGACAUUCCACGUUUUAUUUAUAAUUCAGAAAGAAAGAAGUUUCUGCCCCUGUCCAUGACUGACCUGCCUGGGCCGAGUUUAUUUGGGACUGCCAGAGACAAGGCAGAGCUGUACCGGGAGCGCUACUCCAUCCUCCAGCAGAGGACUCACAGACAUGAGCUGUUCACUCCUUCACCAGUUGUUGCUCAUCCUGAUGAUAGCAAGAGCAAAUUCCAGCUGAAGACUGUAGAAACUCUCUUGGGCAAUACAGCUAAAGUGGGAGAAGUGAUUGUGCUUGGGAUGAUCACUCAGCUCAAGGAGGGGAAAUUUUUCCUAGAAGACCCCACAGGAGUGGUCCAGCUUGACCUUAGUAAAGCACAGUUCCACAGUGGGUUGUACACUGAAUCCUGCUUUGUCCUAGCAGAAGGUUGGUAUGAAGAUGAAGUUUUCCAUGUGAAUGCUUUUGGAUUUCCGCCCACUGAGCCUUCUGCUACCACGAGAGCCUUCUAUGGGAAUAUAAACUUUUUUGGAGGGCCUUCCUCAUCUUCAGUAAAGGCUUCUGCAAAGCUGAAGCAGCUGGAGGAAGAGAAUGAAGAUGCCAUGUUUGUGUUUGUGUCUGAUGUGUGGCUGGACCAAGCAGAAGUGCUGGAAAAGCUUCACAUGAUGUUUUCAGGUUAUUCCUCUGCACCUCCCACCUGCUUUUUCUUCUGUGGAAAUUUCUCAUCGGCGCCAUAUGGCAAAAAUCAAAUCCAGUCCCUGAAAGGUUCUUUGAAGGCUCUGGCAGAUAUUAUAUGUGAAUACCCCAGCAUCCAUAAAAGUAGUCGAUUUGUGUUUGUCCCUGGUCCUGCAGAUCCUGGGCCUGGUUCUAUUUUACCAAGACCCCCUCUGGCUGAAAAUAUCACUCAGGAAUUCAGACAGCUGGUGCCAUUUUCAGUUUUCACCACAAAUCCCUGCAGGGUUCAAUACUGCACCCAAGAAAUCAUUAUUUUUCGGGAGGAUUUGAUUAACAAAAUGUGCAGGAACUGUGUCCGCUUCCCAAGCAGCAACAUGGACAUUCCCAACCACUUUGUGAAGACCAUUUUAUCCCAGGGCCACCUGACCCCGCUGCCUCUGUACGUCAGCCCCGUGUUCUGGGCCUAUGAUUAUUCCCUGAGGAUUUAUCCCCUGCCAGACCUGCUCAUCACUGCUGACAAACACGACCCCUUCUCUGUCACCAGCUCUGACUGCCUGUGCAUCAACCCUGUAAGAGCCCUGGCCACCCAAAGCCUCCCUCCUCACCACUGCAUCACUUCAGAUUUUUUCUUCUGCCUUUACUCACACUCAGGAUUGCAGCACCAAAAAUGCCUUUGUUUUUUUUUUUUUUUUUUUUUUUUUUUUUUUUUUUGGUGUGUGUGUUCGGACUGUGGUUGUUUAUUCAUUCUUGUCUGUGUAUCAGAGGCCUCUCUGGAUUUUUCAGGAUGAAAUCAGAAAGAUUGAAUUGAAAGCUUUAGAUAGAUUAUAAAAUAUAAAAUAUAUUAAGUCACUCAUACGUGAAGCGUAUGCGAAGUAGAGGUGUAAGUUUAAAUUUUAGAUAAGUAAAUCAGUAAAAAUAUUUUUUGAGUACUUUAAAAAGUCUUAAAUACCAAUGUAAAAGAACAGGUUCUAAUAAAAGUUAAAAACCAUAAGCCUAAAUACUAAUGUUAAAAACAAAUUUCUGUGUAAGCUCCAAGAACAUAGUUUUAAACAUAACAAAACUACAAUAAAAAUAAUGCUUACAUUUUUAAAAUAGAACAAAAUAGAACAUACACAUAAUUUAUUCAUAAACUGGUGUGCUAAAAACAUAAAGUUCUAGAAAGUUAAAAAAAAGGUUCAUGUUUUAGCUUAAGUAAUAUAAAAUCUAUAUCUUGAAAAGAAACACUCUUGCUCUAUCUUCUCUCCACCAUCAUCAUCAUCCAAAAAAAAAAAAAAGCUACAGCAAGCCUUGACAAAAACAAAUUCUAAUUAAAACUUUACUCCUAGUUAAAACUCUAUACCAAAAACUUUUAACAUAAACUUUGACACUUAUAACUCUUUACCUUUACAAACCUAAUGUACCUUUAGA
Messenger RNA from Cinclus cinclus, 2368 nucleotides. It is a transcript of the gene POLE2, whose product is annotated as DNA polymerase epsilon 2, accessory subunit. Gene Ontology annotation, molecular function: DNA binding. Gene Ontology annotation, biological process: DNA-templated DNA replication; error-prone translesion synthesis. The transcript is spliced from 17 exons. Lineage: Eukaryota; Metazoa; Chordata; Aves; Passeriformes; Cinclidae. Gene Ontology annotation, cellular component: epsilon DNA polymerase complex. Bases 25 to 1749 code for a protein of 574 amino acids. The record is from RefSeq and is a predicted model, not a curated record.